CGCUGUGGCUGUUCUGUUGGAUUAUCAAAUGACAGAUACCGAGCUAACUUUACACGUCCGUGACGUUUUAUAGAUGUUAUUAAGUAGGCGUUUUGUUUCGUUUAAAAUAACAUACUCUACUAUCAUCCAAACGUUCUACAAAUAUCAUUCGAACUUAUAUUUAGUUGAAACUUUACUGUCGUAACCCGGAACUCGUAUAGUGAAGCAACAAAAACUGUCACAGAAGUAGUAGACUAACGUUAGCUUAGCUGUUUAGCUAUAGACAGCUAGUUAGUAUGGGCAUCAAACGAAGUUAAAGAAACAAGGAUUCGUCUGAUUGGGAGCACUAGGAAACAGAAUGGCUGAGGAAGUGUGUAACUCAAUUGAAGUCAUGACAAACCAGUGAUUUUUAGGCAUGUGGCCACUACAAGAAGAGUCCCCAACUGGAGUAAAAAAACAGCUACAAAAUGGGAAAUCAGGAGCUGGAAGAGGUGUUUGUUGCAGCCAUCCGUCCAAAAAAUACUGUGAGCCUGACCUCCAAAGAAUACCGUGCUAAGGCUUAUGAGAUCCUGUUGAUUGAGGUUCCACUGGAAGGGAAAGAGAAGAAGAAGAAAAAAGUUCUGCUUGGAACUAAAAUCCAAUCUAAUGGAGACCAAGCCAGAUCCAUCUUGGAUUAUGUCGACGAAUCAACAAAACCAAUCUCUAAUAAUCAGGGACUGAUUGGAAAGCGUGUGGUGCACAUGAAGAAGUUCCCCCUGGAUGGGGACCGAGAAGGAAAAGAGGCUUCUCUGUUUAUUGUGCCAAUCAACGUGAAAGACAACAGUAAACCCACCUACCACCCGGGCAGCCCUAAUUUCUACUGCCUGCAGGACAUCAUGCGUGUCUGCAGCGAGACAAGCACACACUUCUCAUCUAUCACCUCAAAGAUGCUUCUGGCACUGGACAAAUGGCUGGCGGAGCAGCACACGGUGCCUCACGCCAUCCCGGCGCUCUUCCGUCCGGCGCCCCUGGACCGCAUCAAGACCAACGUCAGCAACCCGGCGUACGCGCCUGAGAGCUGGCAGAGUGACGGCCCGCUGCACAUGGGCUACACGGCGCUGGAGAUCAAGAGCAAGAUGAUGUCGCUGGAGAAGGCCGACAUGUGCAUCUUCAACCCGCUCUACGGUUCUGACCUUCAGUACACCAACAGGGUGGAUAAAGUCAUCAUCAAUCCCUACUUUGGCCUGGGCGCUCCUGACUACUCCAAAAUCCAGAUCCCCAAACGAGAGAAGUGGCAGCACAGCAUGAACAGCGUGACUGAGGACAAGGAGCGUCAGUGGGUGGACGACUUCCCCCUGCACCGCAGUGCCUGUGAGGGGGACACGGAACUGCUGUCCAAACUGCUGGAAAAUGGCCUCUCCGUCAAACAGCUGGACAGCGACCACUGGGCACCCAUCCACUACGCCUGCUGGUAUGGGAAGGUGGAGGCCACCAAGAUGCUUCUGGAGAAAGGGAACUGUAAUCCCAACCUGUUGAACGGCCAGCUUAGCUCUCCUUUACACUUCGCCGCCGGAGGGGGCCAUAAAGAGAUCGUCCAGCUCCUCCUUCAGCACCCAGAGAUAGACCGGCACAUUGAGGACCAGCAGAAGAGGUCUCCUCUACAGCUCUGUGAGGAGAACAAGCAGAACGACUGGGAGGAGACGGUCAAAUUCCUGCAGGAAGCCAACAACAAACCGUAUGAGAAGUCGCGGAUCUACCGCAUGGACGGCUCGUACCGCUCCGUGGAGCUGAAGCACGGCAACAACACGUCCGUGCAGCAGAUCAUGGAGGGCAUGCGCCUCUCCCAGGAGACCCAGCAGUACUUCACCAUCUGGAUCUGCUCCGAGAACCUCAGUCUCCAGCUGAAGCCUUACCACAAGCCCCUGCAACACCUGCGGAUCUGGAACGAGAUUGUGACGGACCUGACGGUUCUGGAUCCGCAGAGGGAGCACCCUCAGCUCUUCCUCAGGAGAGACGUCCGUCUGCCCCUCGACAUCGAGAAGAAGGUGGAGGACCCACUGUCCAUCCUGAUCAUGUUUGACGAGGCAAGGCACUGCCUCCUGAAGGGUUACUACCCGUCUCCAGACAGCAAGCUCAUCACGCUCGCCAGUCUCCUGCUGCAGAUCAUCUACGGAAACUACGAGAGCAAGAAGCACAAACAGGGCUUCCUCAAUGAGGAAAAUCUCAAGUCCAUUGUGCCCAUAUCUAAAGUCAAGAGCAAAGCACACCACUGGACCAACAGAAUUCUCCAUGAGUAUAAGAGUCUGAGCACGAGCGAGGGCGUGAGUAAGGAGAUGCACCACCUGCAGCGCCUCUUCCUGCAGAACUGCUGGGACAUCCCCACCUACGGGGCGGCCUUCUUCACCGGCCAGGUCUUCACCAAGGCCAGCUCCAGCAACCACAAGGUCAUCCGCGUCUACGUCGGGGUCAACACUAAGGGCCUGCAUCUCAUGAACAUGGAGACCAAGGUGCUGCUUAUCAGUCUGGAAUAUGGGUCAUUCAUGUGGCAGUUGGGUCAAGCUGACCAGUACUUCCAGAUCCAUAGUGUCCAGAACAAGAUAAACUUCAUUGUGCACACCAAACAGGCUGGCCUUAUAGUGAAGCUACUUAUGAAGUUGAGUGGGCAGAUCGUUCCAAAUGACAGAGUUUCUUCAGACAAAUAUGCUUACGGUUAACACCCAGAACUUCCCAUUGCGUGUUGUGUGUUGCUUUGUACUUUUUAUAAAUUGAUUGCUUAUUUGCUUUUUGUGUUUUUUUUUUUUUUUUUGUUUGUUUGUUUUUUUACUUAUUCACCAAACACAAUAAUGCUGAAUUAUAAUACCCAGUUAUUGCUAUUCAUGUCAUGAUAGUUUUUUUUUCUUAGCAUUACAAAAGGCUAAUUUUCAUAUUUUUCCAAGGAUUGUAAAUAUGUGUAUUUAAUGGUUCUGUUUUAUUAAAAUGAAUAAUAUAUCCACUAA
Molecule: messenger RNA, 2954 nt
Organism: Clupea harengus (Atlantic herring)
Lineage: Eukaryota; Metazoa; Chordata; Actinopteri; Clupeiformes; Clupeidae
Gene: krit1
Product: KRIT1 ankyrin repeat containing
Biological process (GO): negative regulation of angiogenesis; cell redox homeostasis; regulation of establishment of cell polarity
Cellular component (GO): plasma membrane; cytoskeleton
Molecular function (GO): protein binding
Source: RefSeq, a predicted model, not a curated record